GUGCUUGUCUACCGCUCUCUGCUCAUCAGGGCGCCAACUCGUCCGCAAAGGAUCUCUUCUCACCCGCCAACUAGCCUUACUCGCCCGCCCACGCUCAUCGUACCCUCUCGACGCCGUCCCCGUUCGCUCACACAUCCGUUUCUUUCAACUGCGCGCUUGGCUCUAUGCGCUCAGCCAUUCGCAACCUCUAUGCGCUCAGCCCUUCGCUGCCUCCUUUGACGCAUGAGUGCCUCUCAUCGCGCGUCGCCGGCCCGCCCUUCAUCUCCUCCAUCUCCCUCAUCUCCCACCUCUCCCCCAUCCCUCCCCCUCUCCCCUCCCACCUCCCCUCCCUCAGUCCCUCCCCACCUCCCUCCCUCUCGCCCUCUCCCACCUCCCCCUUCCCUCCCUCUCGCCCUCUCCCACCUCCCCCUUCCCUCCCUCCUUCUCCCUCACAGAUCACUGCUGCAUUCAUGGAGGAGGCGGUACGGGAGUGGCGGACGCGUCAGUUGCGCGCGCGAUGAAGGGCGCGGUCCAGCGAUUAGGGAAGACGCCCAGGGCGCGACGGGUGCGCGCUAGCCGACAUGGGCUGGGAGAGGUCUGUCCCUAGGAAUAUCAAGAUAUACCCUAUGACUAUAGGGGGGAGUAUUACAAUAUACCCUAUCGUUACUGGUCAG
Messenger RNA from Schizophyllum commune H4-8, 653 nucleotides. RefSeq lists its product as uncharacterized. The transcript has a single exon. Lineage: Eukaryota; Fungi; Basidiomycota; Agaricomycetes; Agaricales; Schizophyllaceae. Bases 165 to 500 code for a protein of 111 amino acids. The record is from RefSeq and is a predicted model, not a curated record.